Cuscuta campestris is the source of this 2662-nucleotide messenger RNA. The record is from the annotation of a GenBank genome assembly. Lineage: Eukaryota; Viridiplantae; Streptophyta; Magnoliopsida; Solanales; Convolvulaceae.
GUGGCUAGAGUUAACACGUACGUACGGGAUCCAAGAACCAAACUUGAGUACCUACUCGUUUGGGGGUACCACCCACCCAACAGUGAACACUACGCUGUCGGUUUUUGGUUGGCCUUAAGUGAAGUGGAAAUGUUGCUGUAUAUCUUUAUUAUUCUUUUCUUGAUUCCGGGUCUUGUUUUCUCCGUGGACCCGGCGGCGUUCACAGACGAUGUUCUGGGUCUGAUUGUCUUCAAAGCUGGGAUUACAGACCCGGAUUCAAAACUCGCAUCUUGGAGUGAGGAUGAUGCUGAUAACCACUGUAAUUGGAAGGGGAUUAAAUGUGAUCCUAAGUCUAAGAGAGUCACUGAGUUCUCUUCGGAUUGUUUCGCUGGCAAUGAACAGCCUCACUGGCUUAAUCCCCCCUUCUCUUGGUACAUGCUCAACAUUGGAAAGGGUGAGAUUCCAAAUGUGUUUGCGAGUUCUUACGCUUUGACGUGGUUGAGUCUGAGGAAGAACAAUUUUAGCGGUCAGCUGCCCGAGAAUAUCAGGAACUGCUGGCUUUUAGAAUCUGUUGAUCUGAGUGACAAUGCACUCACCGGAGGCCUUCCCGACUCUAUGCAGAAACUGGGAUCGUGCAGCUAUCUUAAUCUUAGGGGAAAUAUGUUGACUGGAAAGGCUCAAGAUUGGAUUGGAGAUAUGAAACGGUUGGAAAUUUUAGAUCUUUCUGGGAAUGAUUUGUCCGGCCAGGUUCCAGAUUCCAUUGGGAAACUUCAGUUCUUGAAGGAGGCAAAUUUGUCCAAGAAUUGGUUCACUGGAGGCUUGCCAGGGUCUUUAUUGAACUGUGUCAAUCUUUCUGUUGUUGAUGUGAGCCAGAACAGGUUCAAUGGCAACUUACCCUCAUGGAUUUUCAGGUCAGGUUUGGUUCGCGCAUUUCUUUCCAGGAAUAGGUUCACUGGAAGCAUUGAACCCUCUCUUAUUUCAGCAGCAUCAUCCUCUUAUCAAAGUCUUCAAGUUUUGGACCUAUCUUCCAAUGCAUUAUCUGGUGAGAUUCCCUCUUCCAUUGGGAACUUUACCCGGUUACAGAUCUUUAAUGUUUCCAAUAACUCGUUGUCUGGUGGAAUACCGAAAACUUUAUUUGGAAGACUGAAUCAGCCUCGAGUUCUUGAUUUGAGUCACAACCUGAUAAACGGAAGCAUCCCUUCUGAAAUCGGGAAAGCAGUUAUGUUGCAGGAACUUAACCUGGAAGGAAAUCUUUUGUCCGGAGUGAUCCCAACAGACAUUCAGACUUGCUCAUCUUUAACUUCUUUGGUGCUAUCGCAGAACCGGCUCACAGGUCGAAUCCCUUUUGCUCUAGCAAAGCUAACCAACCUCGAGAUUGUGGAUUUGUCUUUCAACAAUAUCUCUGGGACAUUACCCAGAGAGUUGUCCGGCCUAACCCGUUUGAUCUCAUUUAACGUCUCCCACAACCAUCUGCAAGGGCAACUGCGAGUUGGAGGCUUUUUCAACACCAUCCCACUCUCAGAAGUUACACAAAACCCUAAACUCGUGUCGUGCCUUGUCGCCAUCGGUGCUGCUGUUUUCAUCGCUCUUGGUGUGGUCACCAUCACCUUCGUCAACCUUCUCGUCCGUAGUUCCCCUUCCAGGUGGCAUGCUGACGUGUCAUUUUCCCGAGGGGAUGAAUUUACCCUUUCCUACGGUGGCACCGGAGAAGCCAGCUACGGGAAGCUCAUUAUGUUUUCUGGCAAUGCUGAUUUCGGUUCGGGUACCGAUGAACCGCUUCUCAACGAGGGUUCUGAACUCGGGCGUGGCCUGUUCGGAUCGGUUUACAGGUGUGAAUUUAGUGACGGACGGUCUGUGGCCAUAAAGAAGCUAAAAUUUUCAGGGUCAAUAAAGUCUGGUGAAGACUUUGAGAGGGAAGUAAAGGGUCUUGCAGAGGCUAAACACCCAAACCUGGUUCCCAUUGAAGGCUAUUAUUGGACACCUACCCUACAUCUCAUAAUCAGCGAAUACGUAACCGGAGGGAGUCUUUACAAACGUCUUCACGAGGAUGGGGCUGUCCUGUCUUGGACCCAAAGAUUCAGAAUCAUUUUAGGUGUAGCCAAAGGGUUAGCCCAUCUACACAGGAUGGGCCUGAUUCACUAUGACAUUAAGUCCAGUAAUGUCCUUAUAGACGACAGGUGGUCAGGGGGGGAACCAAAGCUAGGGGACUUUGGGCUGGCUAGGCUAUUGCCCGUGGUGGACCGAUAUACCCUUAGCAGCAAGGUACAGAGCGCGCUGGGGUACGUGGGUCCCGAGUUUGGGUGCCACGGGGUGAAAAUAACAGAAAAGUUGGACGUGUAUGGGUUUGGGGCGUUGACAUUGGAGGUGGUGAGUGGGAGGAGGCCGGCGGAGUACGGGGAGGAUGACGUGUUUGUGCUGUGUGAUUAUGUGAAGGGGGCACUGGAGAGGGGCAAUGUGGGGGAGGAGUGUGUGGAUAAGAGGUUGGAAGGGGUUUUCGCGGUGGAGGAGGCGAUUCCGGUCAUAAAACUCGGCCUCAUUUGUGCAUCUCAAGUGCCUUCCAGUAGGCCAGACAUGGAGGAAGUUGUCAGAAUCUUGGAACUCAUUCAGUGUUCUUCUGCAGAAAGCCAUGGUGGUGGUGGUGGUGAUGAUCUGGAAUGAAUUGCUGAAGUUAGGGCAUGUUUGG